Cadophora gregata is the source of this 2406-nucleotide messenger RNA. RefSeq lists its product as uncharacterized. Bases 1 to 2406 code for a protein of 801 amino acids. Lineage: Eukaryota; Fungi; Ascomycota; Leotiomycetes; Helotiales; Ploettnerulaceae. The transcript is spliced from 4 exons. The record is from RefSeq and is a predicted model, not a curated record.
AUGUCAAGUCCCAACUACAAAGAUAGACGCGAUUCUGCGAACUCUCGUCAAGCCUUUGAUGCUCAAUCUCAACAUGAACCUGACAUUGAUCCUGAUCUUGACUCGUCUUUGUUAGGUAUCGACAACAAUAUGGAAAGCAGAAGCUUCAUGUCUGGUCACCCAAGUCACGGCAUGGCUCAGUCCCCAGCCAGUGGUUAUACCAAUAGUUCCACUUCGAGAAUUUCUAACAAUGUACAAGGCAACACUACGCUGGUUCCUCAGACCCCGACACCUCCAAUGAAGCGCCAACACACUGGGAGCGGCAAGGGUUCAUUAACUACUCCUCAAAAGUUGCAGUAUGACUCGUCUAACAGCAAUCCAAGCAAUGUCGGUGGUCCAUAUACUCCACGGAACUACAACAACACCAGCUUUACCACUGCCAACUCUCCCUACCACAUGGCCCCGGGCCCUCUCAACAUGGCUGCUGCUAACACUAUGCAGCGUAUUCCAGAUCUAAACGGCCUCCUUAGCACACAGUCUCCCCAACUCUCUCAAGACUUCUUGAACAUGAAUUCGACACAUCAACAGCACCGUAGCCUGGGAUCAUUCAACCAGCCUACGAGUAUGGUCAAUUCUCAAUCUCCUCGAGGCCGUCAGGACUUCAUGAGUAUGGCGGACAUGUCUCACCAGCGCCGUGGCUCACAAGUUCCCUUCAAUCAAAUUCGCUCUUACCCAUCAACUGAUGAUGAUCUCGCCGUGGGAGUCUUCGAUUCUGGCUUUAGUCUAGAGACAUUUCAAGACCAAGGGCAGGACUGGAAUAUGCUUGGUAACAAUAAUCAACAAGGUUUUAGCGGUGGUCAAUCGAUGGACAAUCGGGACAUCCAAUUCGGCAACAACGAGCAGAAUCUGCAAUAUCCAAGUCCAACUACACUUGCCAAUCAACCAGGUGGUUACACGUUUGAUCAACAAAACACAGCUGACUCUGAGGACGAAGAACUUGAUGAAUACCAGAAUGACGGUGACGGUGACGGGGAUAGUGAUUACGAAGCUGGAAAAGGCACUCCCUCCACUUCAAAUACCCUACACAGCAGCUCUCGUUUGGGCCCAAUUGACCAAAUCUCAAAGUACCAAGGAAUUAUCAAGAGCGAGGGUGGUUACAAGGCUUUACUGGCAAAGCGAGCCAAGGCUGCUAAGGAUUCGGUGUCUAGAGGCCGUUUAGACACUGGCCCAACAGACAACGGAGAGAUCCUUGAGUACAUUCAGGAACUUUUCGACGCCUUCAUGAAUACGGUUGGCAUUGUGGAUAAGAAAGCUCAGGAUGGAAGAAAAGCCCAAGCAGCUCGUCGCCUGGAUGAUGAUUAUUAUUCUGCGGAGGUUGUUGAGAUUGCUUGCUGGGAACUUUUUAUCAAAUGCAGACAGUCUUGCAUGGGAAUCAGACUCGUGGAUGCUUAUCACAAGACAAAGCGUGAAGGCAAUGACGUUCAUAAAACCUUCAAGGAGCGUUGGGAUGCUAUCAUUAACGCUUGCCAGCACUCAAAGGCAGUUUGCAAACAGGUCUUAGAUCCAUUGUAUGUUGACCGCUUAGUUGACGCCCCAGAAGCUCAACUUCAGAUGAAGCUGAACAACAAAAAGAUCAACGCCGAGAGAGACAAACAAAACAGACUCGGUCGCAUGGCUAUCAAGAAUGGAGUUAGUCUGACUGACAUUCCAGGCAUGGUAAAGGAGGAAGAGACAGAGGACGGCAUUGUCACACCAUCAAAGAGACCUGCUCGCCAACGGGGCUCUGCUGCGAAGCGACGAAAUCUCAAGCAAGUCAAGUACGAAUACCCUGAUGAGGAAGAAGAAGAUGGUGAUCCAACGUACGAGACGCCUGUCAAGAAGGAGCGAGCAGAUCCUAUCACGGUAUCAUCUCGUCCUGUCUGUACACCUCGGAAGAAAACACCUCGCAAGGCCACCACAUCUUCUGCGAAAUCCAAGAAAGUAUCGGAGUACCCAAAACCAACCCCUGAGUUGGAGAUGGAAUACUGCGUAGCAAUUUGCGAUCUUUUGAAGAUUAAUCGUCAGUUUGCACAGGAAUUUACACUUGAGCAACUUCAGGUUUUCGCCAGACCAUAUAAUGGUGAGCAACGUGAUGUACCAUGGUACCAUGAAUCCUUCGUUAAAGGUCAAUACGGUCUUGGCCACCAGAUGUUUCACGGAAACGGCAAGCUCAUCCCGCAUUUCACCUGGAAGCUCCGUGAAUUGCGAAUUUUGGCCAUCGCCCGUGGGGAGUUGGAGGAAAAUGGCGAACACAUCCCUGACCAUGAGGUUCAAUACUACACCGUAUCAGAAGAUCCUGAACUGAAGAAGAUCCUUGGCAUUACUUUCAAUGCUUUCGGCAUCAAGAUCUUCAACGAACCACACCCUCGCGAGGCUUCCUCCUCCUAA